AUGGUAGGAGAGGAGGUGAUGGCUGCACCACCUGGUGAUUUUCCGGCCAUUUACAACUUCGGUGACUCAAAUUCAGACACUGGCGGCAUUGCAGCAGCUUUUUACCAAAUCCAGGCCCCAUCUGGUCAGACAUUCUUCGGUAAACCUGUUGGAAGAGCUAGUGAUGGCCGCCUUACCAUAGAUUUCAUUGCUGAGCAUCUGAAGUUGCCUCACUUGAGCGCAUAUUUGAAUUCAAUUGGAGCCAACUUCAGCCAUGGUACAAACUUUGCGACAGGAGGCGCAACCAUUAAGAGGAACAAUGAAUCAUGGUUCGAAAAUACUGUAAGUCCAUUCCCUCUUGAUAUUCAGACCGCGCAAUUUCAACAGUUCAAAUCACGUACAACUGAUCUCUACAAUCAAGCCGAGCAACCAUACCGGACACCAUUGACAAGUUUGCAGCAGCAGUUCAAGUACUAUUAUAUGAGUUCUAUUUUUUUUUUUUUUUUUUUUUGUAAUGAAAUUAAUGUGUUCAAUGCUGAAAUGGAUUGUAUUUGGCAGACACUAUAUCACGAAGGGGCAAGGGUGUUUUGGAUACAUAACACAGGCCCCAUUGGUUGUUUGCCAGUAGCCACUGCAAGUGUUAAAAAUCCGAAGCCAGGCGAUCUUGACGAGCAUGGAUGUGUCAAGAGUCAGAAUGACAUAGCCAUUGAGUUCAAUAGGCAGCUCAAGGAUAGAGUGAUCAAACUAAGGACAGAGCUCCCUGAAGCAGCAAUUACAUAUGUGGAUGUUUACGCAGCAAAGUAUGGAUUAAUCAUCAAUGCAAAGAACCAAGAUUCAACAGGAUUUGAUGACCCUUUCAAGAGCUGCUGUGGGAUUCAUGAGAAUGGCCUCAGUAUCCGGUGUGGGAAUAAAGGGAUGAGAAAUGGUAUGGAAGUCUUCGGUGGUCCUUGUGCAAAGCCUUCUACAGCUAUCAGUUGGGAUGGUGUACACUAUUCUGAGGCUGCAAAUAAUUGGGAGAGGGGUAGAGAAGAAUUGGCAAUGUUUCAAGAUCACAUGGCUGCUGCAGAGAAAGCCUAA
This is a messenger RNA of Cornus florida, 1056 nucleotides long. Its product is annotated as GDSL esterase/lipase At5g14450-like. The record is from RefSeq and is a predicted model, not a curated record. NCBI's taxonomy places the organism in Eukaryota, Viridiplantae, Streptophyta, Magnoliopsida, Cornales, Cornaceae. The transcript is spliced from 5 exons. The coding region runs from base 1 to 1056 and encodes 351 amino acids. Gene Ontology annotation, molecular function: hydrolase activity, acting on ester bonds.